Messenger RNA from Alternaria metachromatica, 1707 nucleotides. RefSeq lists its product as uncharacterized. Lineage: Eukaryota; Fungi; Ascomycota; Dothideomycetes; Pleosporales; Pleosporaceae. Bases 1 to 1707 code for a protein of 568 amino acids. The transcript has 5 exons. The record is from RefSeq and is a predicted model, not a curated record.
AUGCAUACCGGAGACAAGCCAAUCAAGUCGUGGCUACCGCAUCCGCUUGAGAGACUACUCAACAAUUGCGCCCCUGCGAACCCGUCAUAUUAUCGUAUACCCACAGACGAGUCCCGCGAUAACACUGCUCAUCGGCGUGGUUAUUCGAAGAGCAUGGUUUACGGAAUCCUCUUAGGCGCACUGAUCAUCGGCGGCGCAGGCUCGGGUUGGUACUUCAAUCAACGUGCCGGAGGAGGUGAGUUCCCGAGCUUGUACGAAGCCGAUAUCGAGACGACUUACAUCGCUCGUAUCAAUGAAGUGAACGAUAUAUUGCGCCCAAUCAUCGAAGUCAAUCCUGAUGCGCUGGAUAUCGCGACUGCACUUGAUGAGGAGCGCUCGAAAGGUACGGUGCGAGGACCGAUACAUGGCAUCCCUAUACUCAUCAAAGACACGAUCGCCACAAACGACAAGAUGAACAACACCGCUGGAUCCUACGCGCUCGUCGGAGCUAAGGUUUCAUCUGAUUCGACUGUCGCGAGGAAGCUCAGAGAAGCAGGUGCCAUCAUCCUAGGGAAGACAAAUCCCAGCGAAUGGGGCAGCUUUAGGAUACCAUGGAAUUCGAGUAACGGCUGGUCAGCGUAUGGCGGACAGACAUACGGAGCGUUUUAUCCUCAUCAAGAUCCCUCCGGCAGCUCCAGUGGAAGUGCGGUCGCGGCUUCGAAUGAAGCCAAGUACGCGGAACUGGACCUAAGAUUGAACCACCAACUGACUCAAACAGCCGUUGGAUUUACCUCGCGGCAUCUCGUGAUACCAAUCAGCGAGCGCAUGGACACCAUCGGCCCCCUAACAAAAACUGUCAAAGACUCCGCGUACGUCCUCCAAAGCAUCGUAGGCACCGACGUAUACGACAACUACACCUCUGCUAUACCAGAUAACACCGACAAAGAUUUUGUCGGCGCCUGCAAACUCACUGCACUCAAAGGUGCACGUCUAGGCGUACCUCGUAAUGUGAUCAACCUCAUGUCAGACAACACAACAGUAUCCAUGGUUGCAGCAUUCAAUGCCACCCUAGACAUCCUCCGCUCAUCCGGCGCGACUAUCCUAGAAACCGACUUCCCAGCCGCCCAAGCAUUCCUAAACGACACUCUCCUCGGCCUACAAAUAAUGUCCGCUGACUUCGUCGUCAACAUCGAGUCGUACCUCAAACGCCUCACCUACAACCCGCACAACAUCUCCACCCUCCCCGAACUACGCGCUUGGACACGUCAAAGCCCACUAGAAGGCUACCCAUCCAAAUCAACAGGAGUCUGGGAUUUCGCACUGGAGAACUGGAACAACACGACUCCGGAGUUCUGGCAGGCGUACCAAAAAGGUCUGUACUAUGAAGGCGAAGGAGGGUUACUCGGAACGAUAAAACGACACGGUCUUGAUGCAGUUGUUCUGCCGUCGAAGUUUUCUUGGUCCUUUGCUGCUGUUGCUGGGGCGCCGGUUGUGAGUAUACCGAUGGAGGCUAUGGGGGAUGAGCAGCCGGUUGUGGUUGAUCCGGAUGGGUUGGUGCAGUCGGCGCCAGGUAUUCCGUUUGGGUUCAGUUUCUUGGGGGAUAGGUGGAGUGAUGCGAAGAUUAUUGGGCUGGCAUAUGCUCUUGAGCAAAGGACGCGCGUGAGGGGGAAGGUGAAGCCGAUUGUUAAGCCGCGGACUGAACUGGGGGAUGUUGCUGGGAGGAAGUAG